This is a messenger RNA of Colletotrichum paranaense, 2370 nucleotides long. Its product is annotated as RINT-1 family protein. Bases 1 to 2370 code for a protein of 789 amino acids. NCBI's taxonomy places the organism in Eukaryota, Fungi, Ascomycota, Sordariomycetes, Glomerellales, Glomerellaceae. Gene Ontology annotation, biological process: endoplasmic reticulum to Golgi vesicle-mediated transport; regulation of ER to Golgi vesicle-mediated transport; retrograde vesicle-mediated transport, Golgi to endoplasmic reticulum. The record is from RefSeq and is a predicted model, not a curated record. Gene Ontology annotation, cellular component: Dsl1/NZR complex. The transcript has 3 exons.
AUGAGCACGACGUUUGGAGACCGCGCUCAGGCGGGCGCUCUGGAUAUCCGCGUCGAAGAUUUCCUCGACGACAAGCUUCAGUCCACCACCGAUCUCGAGAACCUCGACUCCCUCAUCGCCAACGUGGAGGUCCAGCGCAGCCAGCUUCAGACCCAGCUCGACAACGCCAUCAAACAGCUCGACGAAGCUCGCCAGACAGCCGGCGACCGCCAAUCCUCCCUCGCGCAGCGUAUCCAAGACUUCCAGGAGCUCCAGCACAGCAUCGAUGUCCGAGUCAAGAUAGCGGCCGCAUCCGACGCCCCGAACCAGGCCAUCGCAAGGCUGCAACAACCUAUGAAGAAGCUGCAGACAAUCGAACUUGCCCAGAAAUACCUGACGCUGCUACAAGACGUCGAAAACCUGCGGACCGAAGCUCGCUCGCACCUCCCCGACAGCCCAAAGGCUGCUUUGGAGCCGUACUCGAAGCUCAAGCAACUGUCGAGGCGCCUGGAGGAACUCUCAGGGCCGGCUGAUGAUGCGGCAGUACAUCUCGUCAAUCACGUGCGGAGUGUUGCCGAUACGCUGUGGGACGAGAUGAAGAAGACAAUGUCGAGCGAGCUGGAGACUGUUCUCAGCAAGAGGUCAUGGCCCAUGGUGGAACCUAGCUCUGAAAUGGACGACGAGUGGCUCGCCUGCUUUGAAAAGUUGCUGGACCUUCAGAUUCCCGAGGUCAUCCUGAGCAAGUCCACCGUCAGCCUUCUCUCGUUCGAUGUCAUGUCACGAAUCUUCAUCUCUGAGUUCCGCUUCCACUUUCUCAGCGACAAGCCGACGAGCAAACCCGAUGCUAUUGGAUCGCACUGCUUCCCUUGGUUCUUGGCAACCAUUGAAAAAUGGGAAGACUUCUAUAGAGACAACUUGGGUUACCUGCUGGCUGCCAAGUUCCGCGAUACCUCCGCGGGUAACAGUCUAGUAUACGUUGAUCCGGUCUGUGCUUUCAUCACCAGCAUGCUGCCCGUCAUGAGAGAGAAGGUCCAGAAUGUGGUUGCAGAAACGGCCAAGAACCCUGCCUUCUUGAGCAGCUUCAUGGGGCAGUUAAUGACAUUCGAUGAGAGUAUUCGGACAAAGUUCAACUAUGACGGCGGGGAUCCAGACCAAGGUUGGCCCGGCCUGGCUACUGAGGUCUUGGAGCAGUGGUUCGAGCCUUGGUUCCAGGCAGAAAAGGAGUUUGCUCUCGAGCGCUUUCAAGCUAUCAUGGAUAGCUCCGAUGCACGAAAUAUCGACUACGAUUACGCUAUAACGGGAAAGACAAAGCCGACUUUCGGCGCAGUGCGCGUCACUGACUUGUUGAGGUCUAUUACAACCCAAUAUGAGAGAGUACGCGCCUUCAAGCACAAGAUUCGGUUCUUGAUUGGAAUUCAACUCGAUAUUCUCGACGAGUUCCAUGACCGUCUGCGUGGCUCUCUCGAGGCCUAUCAAGCUCUCACAUCGACAGUCGGCAGGACUUUGCACGGUGUCACGAAAGAACAGCUUGCGGCUCUCGAAGGCACCGGUAGUUUCGAGUCUCUGUGCAAGGUUUACGGCAGUGCAGACCACAUUGUCAACACGCUCAAGGACUGGGGUAACGAGGAAUUCUUUGUCACGUUAUGGGAUCAAUUGCAGGGUCGCGCGACCAAGGAAGGCGAGACGUCGAGGAUGUCUGGCGAGAUGAGUUACGAAGAGGUCAAGGAUCGCACCUCUGCUGCCGUCGGCUCGGAGGCUAAUGACGGCGUCCUCUUUGAUGAGACAAUCGCUGCGUACAGCCUUAGACGCAAGACGGCGCAGGAGUUUUUGGUGAGCGCGCUUGCAGACUCUCAUUACAAAGCCUUUAGAGCCUAUGCGACACGGACACACUGGACAACCAUUAGUGACAGUGGUCCCGAGAUCGAUCCGUCGCAAUUGGCUGUUACACCAGAGCUCGACGAGCCCUUGAGAAUCCUCAAGCGCAACUUUGAUUUCCUACUUAAGGCUAUUGGCACGGCAGCGUUCCGACGCACAUGGCGCUCCGCACUGGACAAACUCCAAGACCUGCUUUGGGGCGAGGUCUUGAUGAGGCAGAGCUUCACCGCGUUUGGUGCGGCCCAGUUCACGCGUGACGUCAAUGCCAUUUCCUCCCUUGUGGAGAGAUAUAUCCAGAAUGGUGUAGGAUCAUUGGGUAGUCUGUUUGACGCGCUGAAAUUGCUCAACCUCCCGAACGAACCCCAGGAGGGCACUUUGUCACUCAAGGACGCUACGGAUCGAGUGUUUACCGAUAACACGGAGGCCAAGAAGUUAUUGGAAGAGCUAGACAUUGACACACUCACACCCGCGAAUGCUAGGCAUAUUUUGCAGCGCAGGGUGGAAAACAAGGAAUAG